Cucumis melo (muskmelon) is the source of this 1342-nucleotide messenger RNA. RefSeq names its product CASP-like protein 2B1. The transcript has 3 exons. Lineage: Eukaryota; Viridiplantae; Streptophyta; Magnoliopsida; Cucurbitales; Cucurbitaceae. The record is from RefSeq and is a predicted model, not a curated record. The coding region runs from base 543 to 1151 and encodes 202 amino acids.
AUGCUUUCUUGGGACUAAAAAACUGCUUCUUUCUUUCUACAAAAACACACGGAAAUGGAAACCAAAAAUUCAUUAGAGAAAAAUAAAAGAAUUAUGAGUCUUCUAAUCCAUCGCUUUCAGUGUUGAUUUCCAAAUACAAAUGGCUCUUCCUAGUAGACCCAUUGAAUGCUGAACCAGAUGCGGAUCAGACUCCAUUUAACACCCUCUUUAUUUCUCACCAUCUGCUGCGUUCUUCAGUAAAAAUCAUCAACCCCCUUCUACUCUUUCUGCUUUCGCCACUUGUCCCCUACUUUCUUGCUUUCCUACCCCUUUUAAGAGAUUUCCCCACCUCCACAUUUUUCUCUAUUUUGUAUAACAUAUUGUUUAAUUUUACCUAUUCAUGUCACUAAUUUAAUUGGCACUGCCUUGGUGCAGAGUGCUUAUAAGAGGACUACCAUCCUGCAUGCCCAGCAAGUGUUUGAUGAAUUGUCCGACUCAAAAUUGAGAUUCUUCUUUCUAAAUUCUUGCUUCUCUUUUUGAUUUUGGGUGUUGGGUUGGAGAAAAUGAGCUACGCUGGAAUCGGUAUUAGUCCUGGGAAUGUCCCUGUGUAUCAUGGCUCCAAUUUGAAGGUCUUUGAUAAGAGGGUGAGGGUGGUUGAAUUGGUGUUGAGGUUUGUGAUUUGUGGCCUUGGUGUUCUUGCUGCUGUUCUUGUGGGGACUGAUACUGAAGUUAGAACUAUAUUUGCCAUUCGAAAGAGGGCCAAAUUCACAGACAUGAAAGCUCUUGUGUUUUUAGUGGUAGCAAAUGCUGUAGCAGCGGCUUACUCUUUGGUGCAAGGAUUACGAUGUGUGGUGUGCAUGCUGAGGGGAAAAGUGCUCUUCAGCAAGCCUUUAGCUUGGAUCAUUUUCUCUGGCGAUCAGAUCAUGGCGUAUGUGACAGUGGCAGCAGUGGCAUCGGCAGCCCAGUCAGCAGUGUUCGGGAAGCUGGGGCAGCCUGAGUUGCAAUGGAUGAAAAUAUGCGAUCUGUACAAGAAGUUCUGCAACCAAGUAGGGGAGGGACUUGCAAGCGCAGUGGUGGUCAGCUUGAGCAUGGUGGUUCUAUCUUGCAUUUCAGCCUCCAGUCUCUUCCGCCUCUACAAUGGAGGCAAGAACAAGAGCAACUCAAGAUGGUAAGUCUUUAGAGUUCAUAAGAAAACAUUCCAACCUCCAUAGCCCGAUCGCCAAUCUGAGCUUUCUAUGAGGAAAUGUUGGGAUUUUCUAAAAGAAAUGUAUGUUAAAAGUGUUCAAUUCUCUUGAAAAACAAUGGUACAUCCUUCUUCAGUAAUAAAUUUACAAGUUGAGGCAUAAACUUGUAUUUAUGAAAA